AUGGCAGCAGUAAAUCCGAAAAAGAGCGGUGCCAAGAACAAUGCCGGAUCGUUCUUGGAGGUUGGAAGGGAUGGUUACUGGUUUUACGGCCUUAGCCACGUAGGCGAGUAUGUUAACAACACUGGGUUGAUGUGGCAGCUGGGCGAGAAGAUGGGAGCCCUGCUAGUUUUCGCAGAGCACCGAUGUGAGCCUCAAUCGCAUCCCAUGUUCAAUGGAGGCUGUCCAAGAUGCGUAUCUUAUUGUACAACAGCCCAAGCGCUGGAGGACUACGCAACCAUAAUUUCACAUCUGCGAGAGAAGCAAGCGCAGCGCCCGCCUGCGAUCGUUUUUGGGGGAAGCUACGGAGGAAUGCUGGCCGGAUGGAUGAGGAUGAAGUACCCAGAGGUGGUUGACGGUGCAAUUGCGGCAUCAGCGCCCAUAUGGCAACUCUCGACCACAGUCACACGUGAGACUGUGGACUGGCCAGCAGUGGCCAUCAGCCGGGGCUUGUCCUCAGCAGGAGGCUCCUCGGAUCAGUGCCUGGCAAAUUUGCAGGUGGCAUGGCCCCUCCUCCGUGGGCUCAACACUCCGUCGGCUUUGAAGCUUCUCAGUGGGCACUUGAACACGUGCAAGCCGCUGGAGACAGUGGAAAGCCUGAUCUCCUGGGCAUCCGCAUCCUUCUUUCUCCUGGCUGAAGGCAACUACCCGUAUCCAUCCUCCUACAUUACCUAUGCGGUGGCAUCAGGCUCGCCACUCCCAGCAUGGCCCAUGAGAGAGGCAUGCAGAAGUCUCAGCCGCGAUUUCGGGAUUCACGUGUCGGGAUCACGCAAGGACGUCAACUACACCGCCAAGCUGGGAGAUCUGGAGGUUACCGUUGAUUGGACCUACUGGUCGAGUAACGGAGGUGAUCUGACAGAGGAACAGCUGAAAGCCUCCGGAAUUCUAGACCUAGCCACAGCUGUCACUAAAGCCGCGGGUGUUUGGUACAAUGUCAGUGGAGGCCAGUCCUGUUGGAACAUCAUACAGGCAGAGAAGCAGCCCAAACAUGCAGGCCAUGAUGACCCACAGUAUGGCAAAGGACAUGAGGCUGGUAGUUGCUCAAAGUGUCCUCCCUGCGCGGAUUGUCCCGCUUGCCCUGUGUCCCGCUGUGCUGGAGAUGACACUCCAUGCAACUUCACUGGCCAAGUGCCGAAGACUUUUGCUUGGGAUACCAUCGUGUGCAAUGACGACUUGUCCCAGAUUUCUGCCCAAGGCCUGGGCAGAGACUUAUAUUGGCCCCCGAGCGUGUCAUCGCGGAAUUUCACCAUUGCCAGCAUGGUGGGACCGCAUGAGCUUGUGAAGGCAAGCUGCACCGAGCAGUUCGACUCUAUGGGUCUGCGAGGUGCACCAGUCACAUCCGACCCCUGGAGUGGAUGGAUGACAGCUUACUACGGUGGGCGCAACGUCUCUCAGCAUCGGAACAUCGUUUGGAGUAAUGGUGCCUUGGACCCUUGGUCCGGCAUGGGGGUGUAUCCCGUAGGAGGCGGUCCAGACGGCCCCAUGGUUCAACGCAUCAACAGCGAUGGAUCGCAGAUUGCUCUGGUCCUAGACCUGGGGGCGCAUCACCUGGACCUGAUGUUCCCAGACAAGAGGGAUCCCCCAUGUGCACCGGCUGCGCGGGAGAUUGAGUCGCAGAUGAUCCAGCAGUGGUGCCAAGAAGCCUACUCCAAGCAAGAGCCCUUGUACAGCUGA
This is a messenger RNA of Symbiodinium pilosum, 1710 nucleotides long. NCBI's taxonomy places the organism in Eukaryota, Dinophyceae, Suessiales, Symbiodiniaceae. The record is from the annotation of a GenBank genome assembly.